Messenger RNA from Bufo bufo (common toad), 1324 nucleotides. It is a transcript of the gene SFTPB, whose product is annotated as surfactant protein B. The transcript is spliced from 11 exons. NCBI's taxonomy places the organism in Eukaryota, Metazoa, Chordata, Amphibia, Anura, Bufonidae. The coding region runs from base 68 to 1237 and encodes 389 amino acids. Gene Ontology annotation, cellular component: lysosome. The record is from RefSeq and is a predicted model, not a curated record. Gene Ontology annotation, biological process: sphingolipid metabolic process.
CUCUCCUCCUGUCCAGGUAUCCUAUAUAGUCUCAGCAGUUAAGGCAUGCUGCCCAUUACAGGAAACCAUGGAAGGACCACACCUGAGCCUGGCAUGUCUCCUGUGGGUGAUCGCGGCUGUAUCUGGCAAAGUCCUGGUGAAGGAGGAAUGCGCUCAGGGUCCAGAUUUCUGGUGUCAGGACCUGGAGACGGCUGCUCAUUGUGGGGCAGUGGAUCAUUGUAAGCAGAAUGUAUGGAAGGAAAAUCAGGAUGUUCUGUGUUCGCAGUGUAAGCAGAUUGUCACAAUCCUCAUUAGCAUGGCAAAGUCAUCCCCAAUCCAGUCAAGAAUCAAGAACGUUCUACAUCAGCAAUGUUCCAGAAUUCCUCCAUUUGAAAUGGAGUGCAUUAAGAUGGUGGAUGAGUAUGAAGAGGUGCUGUUGAGUGUUCUAGAAAACCGGUUUAAUCCUACUGCAGUCUGCACUAAACUAAGAAUCUGUCAGUCAGAGGAAACCCUUCACUGGGACCCUGAACUGUUCACCAAACCAGUGCUGGAAAAUAUCUUACCUCUCAUCCAAGAGACUAUGCAGACCAUGCAUGCCAAGGCAACCCAGAAUGUGAAGGAAGAAUGGCCCAUCCCGAUGCCACUUUGCUGGAUGUGUAAAUCAUUUGUGUCAAAAUUUGAGGCAGCCAUCCCGAAGGCAGCCAUUGCCAAGGGCGCAUCACAGCUAUGCCAUGCGCUAUCACCAAAACUAUCCGGGGUGUGCCAGUGCUUGAUUGAGAAGUAUACCAUUGUUGUUUUGGACACCAUACUGGGAAUGCUGGGACCAAAGCUGUUGUGUGGGCUGCUAUUCAUGUGUGUGACAGAUGAAAACUGUGAGCCAGAGGUGAUGCCAGUGCUGGAAUCUGAUAUAACCUGCGACACUUGCAUGGCCAUCACAUCCAUUGUGAAGAGUACAAGAGGUAUGAACAUAACGCAGGAGGAAGUGAGUGCGUCUCUCUCCAAAGUCUGCACCUCUGCAAAGGACUGGAAGGAGUGUUAUGCAUUCAUUCAAGACCACCAGACAGAACUAUCUGAUCUUCUCCUGAAACCGUGGGACCACAAGAUCACCUGUCAGACGCUAGGUGUUUGUCCAGCUCCUUCUAAGACCGUGCCUGAGAACAGUGCCUGUGCAGCUGGACCCUCAUAUUGGUGCCACAGCCUGGACAAUGCAAGAGAGUGCAAGGCCAUAGGACACUGUCUGGCACAUGUUUGGUACUGAGGUCCAUUCUGCUUUCCUUCACGUUACAUAAUCCUUUGUGUGAAAAGGUCGUUCUUUCCUGAUGACUCAAUAAACUACUGUCUGUAU